Molecule: messenger RNA, 3157 nt
Organism: Poeciliopsis prolifica (blackstripe livebearer)
Lineage: Eukaryota; Metazoa; Chordata; Actinopteri; Cyprinodontiformes; Poeciliidae
Gene: samd1a
Product: sterile alpha motif domain containing 1a
Exons: 7
Coding region: 1133-2143 (336 amino acids)
Molecular function (GO): protein binding; DNA binding
Source: RefSeq, a predicted model, not a curated record
GAUGUAGGAGCCUGAUCAGGGACGACGGGACGUUUGAUCGUUGAUUUUUUUUUUUUCGUAAUGUCUGGAAACCAAUUGAAACACUACCGUUGGUGGAUUGUACCAUGCGGCCAAACAUAUUUUCGCGGUCUGUCGCCAGGGCUUGUGUUUACAAAACGAUUAAAUCCAUAACUAUACGCAAAAAGUGACCAACAGAAUAAACGCUAUGACAAAUCACCAUUCUGUAGUUUGGUUGUAUUUUUAUUUCCAGUAAUGGGAUGGUGGGAUUUCUACACAGUGCAUAAAGUCGAACCCCUAGAUCCAUUUUCGGACAGCCUCCCAAACCCGGUCACGUUCAAGACGUGCGUUGACUGUCGCUGUGGUUCCUUCCGUCCUGUGCACAAUAUGUUUUUUCCACCUUCUUUUUAAAAUCUCCCGACAACUCCUUGCAGUAUGACGCUUGAGUCAAAUCAAAGCAAAGUCGUUUGUCGCGCAGGAACCGGCGGCUGUAAACUAAAAGCGAUCGCAAACUGUUUUCCUUGCGCUAGAUGGCGGAUGCGCCCAUCCGAUUUGGGUUAAGCCGAGAUCAAAAUUGACUUUGUUCUCCGAAAGAUGUGUGCGUCGCUUAAAAAAAAAAAAAACGAAUGCGGCUGGUCAGUGCGACCAGAAGGCUGCUGUUUGACAAUUUUGCAAUGCGGGGCUUGCGGAUGUAGGCGCCUAGGUGUCCGAUAACGGAUUCAUUUCUUUGCGCUGGCUCGUUUUUACACUAAACUGUUGACCCGCUGCAAAGUCAAAGUAGGCUCGUGAUCGAGCCGUCUGCUGACGCCGAUCGGAGAGCUUCGCUGAAAACCUCGCGUGUAUUUCUACUGUGCGGAUGUUUUGAGCCGCGACUGGGGGGAAAGCCCUCAGACACAAUGGCGAGGUAUUUGCCGCGGCUCCCAACUCCAUGCGCACUUUGGAGGAAAUUUGAGACAGGAUAAAACGCCUCCCGUCGGCCCUUUCCGUGCUCCCCGUGUGUUAUUAAUUUUACCGCUCAACAAGGCCUCUAAAACAAAGCGAGGGGCACGCCGAGCGAGGCGGCUGAUUUGUGUGAGACGUCCUGGUUCGGAUCCCGACAUCGCGAUGCUUUUGACAGCGCUUUUUAGUGAAAGUUAUGCAAAAUGCCAUCCUGUGGGGUGAAUUCCAAGAAGCGACUCUUUCCACCGGAGCGGGGCGGGCUUUAAUGCGCUCUUGUGCACGACUGCUGGGUAUAGGACACGCAGUCGCACACAAGGGUGACACCUCUAUGGUGAUGGACACAGACAGUAAUCCUGAUGAGGAGGGGGCAGAGGAAAGCCGUGAUGGGCAGGACCGACCUUCUCCCAGCCCCCAGCGUGAAGGAGCCUCAGUGCAGUGUGCCCCGGUACGGGCAGCCUCUGCUCCCUGCUCCCCCUCUGGCUCCCGGCCGGGCUCUGGCCCCAACUGCAGCGCUGGCUCUGCUCUGGACUGUGCUGCGUCCCAGAAGCCAGGCGAGAGGCCCAACUCCUUGCCCCCCUCCAGCCCCGCGGUCCUAACACACAAUGAAUGGGCUUAUGAUUCUGCUGUCAGCCCAGUGGAGCACCAGCAUCCAGGAAUGCAGAAGGACAAAGUAGAACUGAAGCCAGCAGACCACUCUGGAACAAUGAUCCCCAGCGCUUUAACCAACGGAAAGAAAGAAGCAGAAAGCAGGGAGGACAGCAGCAGCCUCUCAUCUGACCAGUUGGUACCCGACUCCACAGCACGCCCGGAUGAAGUCAGGAAUGUCUCUGAUGGAAGAUUACAGAUGGUGUCUCCGUCCCCUGAAAACGGUACGCUUAAGAAGAUCGAGUCGCCCUUCACAGCGGCUGAAGGCGGUCUCAUCAAUGGUGGUACAGGUGGUGAAGUCUCGGUGAAAAUGGAGAAGAUGAACCAGAACUUGCUGCAGUGGACUGUGGCAGAUGUGGCCAGUUACUUUUCAGCGGCAGGCUUUCCAGAGCAGGCUGUUGCUUUCCGUACACAGGAAAUCGACGGGAAGUCUCUCCUCCUGAUGCAGCGCAGCGACGUCCUGACGGGCUUGUCCAUCCGACUCGGCCCGGCCCUCAAAAUCUAUGAGCGCCAUGUCAAAGUGCUGCAGAGGACCCACUUCCUGGAAUGCGACGACAUCUGAAGGGAUGAUCGGCAUGACAGACGAUGCUGUAUGGUCUAAGACAUGCAUGCAGUCCCUCUACCAUCUGGACCCCACUGCCUACCUUCAUAUAUAUUAGUAGAAGGUGCAUGGAGUGGGACAGGCGGCGGUGGAAUUCGGCUUCACUGUGAGAACGACCAGAAACUGAAAGACAGUCAUCCUACCUCUCAUUGUGGUCUUUGGUUUUUCAAAUGGUUUUCUUUUCACCCCUGUGGCCCCUUUGGAGACAAAAGACAUCUGCAGGCAAAAUCUGUUUAAGCGGAGCAGCGCUGACCUUUCUGCAAGAGCGAAACUUUGGGUAGCAGAUGGUAAACAGAGCUGCACCAGGUGGACCACCAUAGAAAUGGCUGAGUUGCUGCCACAGGUUGGGGUGUCUCCCCAUCAACUUUCUGUAAGAUUUAAAACUGAAGGUCACAAAGAACAUUAAGCACACCAGCUGUUGCUAUGUGAUGAGAUCUAAGCAUCAAAGUCGACGUGUCUGCGUUAAAAGUUAAGUCUCAUUCCUGAGUUCCCAUUCCACCAGUAGCUGCUGCAGUGGAUUAUUGCUUCAGUGUCUGCCCCACUGAGAUAUAACCCUUAAUGUGUUUUACUAUCUGUUCAGUCUUAGUUAUAAAUGAUUGUGGUCUAACGAUACAGAUUGACUUGGGGGAAAUAAUACCAGGUGUAAGUGACCAUAAAAUAUGCAGCCCAAUAUAAUGUGCUCUCACAUUCAAGCAAAACAAAGUAAUAAUGUUGCAAGAAACGCUGCUCUUGCUGGUUAUGUAGUUUGAAAUUCAAUAGAGCUGCUAAGGGACUGUUUACGGAUAACUUUAAGAAAUGCAAUAUUUUAUGUUGUUUGUUUACAAUUGGUCUGUCCUGGCGUUGUGUUUUGAUGGCCAGUUGAACUGUGUGACAUUCCAUAUUAUGUAGUCUUCAUCUCAAGUGUAGCCUCUCCCCUUUUUAUCUGUAAUAUGAAACAAUUCUUCCAGAGUUGGAAAAUAAAGCUCAUCUCUCUCA